Messenger RNA from Athene cunicularia (burrowing owl), 1664 nucleotides. RefSeq names its product mas-related G-protein coupled receptor member A1-like. The transcript is spliced from 2 exons. Gene Ontology annotation, cellular component: membrane. Bases 232 to 1212 code for a protein of 326 amino acids. Gene Ontology annotation, biological process: G protein-coupled receptor signaling pathway. Gene Ontology annotation, molecular function: G protein-coupled receptor activity. NCBI's taxonomy places the organism in Eukaryota, Metazoa, Chordata, Aves, Strigiformes, Strigidae. The record is from RefSeq and is a predicted model, not a curated record.
UUUGUGAAAGGACCUGAGAAAGACCCCUUGCUGGACGCAGCACAGGCUCACCAAGGCAGGCUCCUGUCCAGUGUUCCAAGUGAUAAUUCCAGAAAACCUCAUGAAGAUCGUGGGGGCGGCAGCUGGCGAGUGCGAGGGGAUGAAUCUGCAGCCCGUCUGCUCCAGUGAAGUUCUUCAGGCUGCGAGAGGAAAGAAGCUGUGGGAGGGGGAAGAGGCAGCAGAGGAUUUUUAAUGAGCACACUGUCCCCUGCGAUGGAAAGAGCCAGCACUGCCUGCUGGAGCCAGCCCGGUGGGACAGCAUUUAAUGGGACUUGGCAUCACCGGCUGCUGAGGUAUGAGGACGAUCACUAUAACUGGACCGACCAUGAAGCCGGUCACUCCAGCAAAGUCCCCGUCACGCUGCUCAUCUGCCUCUGCGGGCUGGCGGGGAACGGGGCCGUCCUCUGGCUCCUCGGUGCCUGUGUCCGCAGGAACCCCAUCACCGUCUACGUCCUCAGCCUGGCCGUCGCCAACUUCACCUUCCUCCUCUCCAUCGCCAUUGCCCUUGUGAUAUUUUACAGCCUGGACAGCGUUUGUCACAGUCUGGGCUCAUCGAACGUGACAACCAUGUUGAACAUCACCAUCCUCUUCGCUUUCACCGCCGGCGUCUACCUCCUGACAGGUUUCAGUGCCCUGACGUCUGUGUCCAUCCUGCCCCCGGCCCGCUGCCCCUGCCACCGCUCCCAGCAAUUGCCAGUGCUCGUGUGUGCCCUGCUCUGGGCUCUCUCCUUUCUGCUCACCGUGACCCUCUACAUCUGCCCUGCAGCACUCACUGUCUUCGUCCUGAGCUACCUCUUAUCUCUGCUUAUUCUGAUUUUUUCUGGUCUAACCCUGCUUGCCAGACUCUUGUGCUGCUCAUGGCAAUACCCCCCAAGAAAGCUCUGUGUUGUGGUCCUGCUGGUUGUCUUUGUCUUCCCCUUCUUCACAGCUGAUUUUGGUUACUGGCUUUUGCUGAGACUGUUUGAUUUUUCUGUUUUUGUCUUUGACGCCUCUCUCCCGCUUGCCUGUGUGAACAGCAGUAUCACCCCUGUUAUUUACUUCUUGGCUGGGAGCUGCGCAGACAAGUUCACACUCUCUGUUAGGGUUGCUUUCCAAAGGGCUUUUGAAGAUGUAACAGAGCACCAAAAUACAGGCAAAACUCCCAGAGAAAACACAGUGGAAACAGCUGUUUAAACCUCUGCAGCCCCUCCCUGGGAGAAGAUGCUCUUGGGAUGGAGGCGUCUUGCCAGCCAGGGUGAGGUUUUGGUGUGGAUCUGGCCACAUCUGAACAGAAUCAGCUGCAGCCCGACAAAAUAUGCUGGGUGGCACAGGAACUCCUUCCUGGGAUGGACACUGGACAGCAUGAUGAAAUACCCAUCGAAAGCUUUUGCUUUGAAACCUUCUCUCUGAAUCUGUCCUAUCCAACAGGUCUGAGCUUUCCCACAAGUGAGCCUGCUCUAUCCCACAAACUAUUAAAACAGAGCGGUGGAGGAUCUUUGCUCCUGCGAGUGGGUUUUUUUCCGUGUGUUUUCUUAAGAGCAGAGUGUUCCUGGAUAAGAAAUCUUGGCACAACAGGGCAGAACAAUUCCUGGGCAAACCCUUGUGUGUACAUCUCCAGCAGGUGCCAACGUGUGUGAAGAAUAGGU